CAAAAGCAUAACAUCUCUUUAUUGGGAUCUCAACCUUUCAUAUUUUCUCUGACAAUUAAACAAAAAAGAAAAACAGACAAGAAGAGAGAAGAAAGAUGCCUCAUGGAACUCUUGAAGUUGUUCUUGUCAGCGCCAAAGGACUUGAGGACACAGAUUUUCUGAACAGCAUGGAUCCUUAUGUGCAAUUCACUUGUCGGACUCAAGAUCAGAAGAGCAAUGUCGCAUCAGGACAAGGCACGACUCCAGAAUGGAACGAGACAUUUAUCUUCAAUGUCUCUGAAGGAACAACAGAGCUAAAAGCCAAAAUCUUUGACAAAGAUGUUGGCACAGAGGAUGAUCAUGUUGGUGAAGCAACCCUUCCAUUGGAGCCGGUUUUCUUGGAAGGAGAGAUCCCACCAAGUGCAUACAAUGUGGUGAAAGAUGGAGAGUUCAAAGGCGAGAUCUGGAUCGCAUUAUCCUUCAAACCUUCGGAAAACCGAAGCAGGGGGUUUGAAGAGGAGUCUUAUGGAGGCUGGAAAAACUCUGAAGCUUCUUACUAAUUAAAGAGAUCAAAAACACCAAAUGUGUGUGUUUACUGUUUCAUUUUGAGUCUUGACAAUAAACUGUUCCUUUGUCUUGUUAUGUUUAUUAUUAUUAUUCUUGUGUUCUGUUUGGAUUUAAUGAUUAAAAGCUCCAGAGAUUUUUGAUU
Raphanus sativus (radish) is the source of this 688-nucleotide messenger RNA. RefSeq names its product 16 kDa phloem protein 2. The transcript has 5 exons. Bases 96 to 539 code for a protein of 147 amino acids. NCBI's taxonomy places the organism in Eukaryota, Viridiplantae, Streptophyta, Magnoliopsida, Brassicales, Brassicaceae. The record is from RefSeq and is a predicted model, not a curated record.